Telopea speciosissima is the source of this 1027-nucleotide messenger RNA. RefSeq lists its product as uncharacterized. The coding region runs from base 42 to 821 and encodes 259 amino acids. The record is from RefSeq and is a predicted model, not a curated record. The transcript has 2 exons. NCBI's taxonomy places the organism in Eukaryota, Viridiplantae, Streptophyta, Magnoliopsida, Proteales, Proteaceae.
GGGAUUGUGACAAGAUAGUUGAGAUUCAAGACUUGGAGAAAAUGGAAUCUGUUGGAGCCAUUCAUCUUGAAGGGUGCAAGAAUCUGUCAAAUGCUUUUAAACAGAGAGUCCUACAGGCAUUGCCCAAAGGUGGUGAGCUCAACGUCUUUCUUCCUGGAAGUGCAAUACCAGAGUGGUUCAGCCAUCAGAGUCCAGGGUCUUCAAUAUCUUUUGAGGUACCUCCACUUUCAGAUUAUAAGAUUCAAAAGCUAUUAGUAUAUGCUGUUUACGCGGCAGAGGAAUUUUACAGAGAAGACUAUGAGUUUGCAUCUGCUCCUUUCCUUAAUGUCAAUAACAAAACCAAGAGUAUUAAGUGGAGAUACUGUCCAACAUCAGAUGAAAUCCCAAUACUCCCUCAAGAUCACAUGUGGGUUGGCGGCAUACCAACUACUGAGUUUGGGAAUCUGUUGGGGGGUGGGGAUGAGGUAGAGGUUUCAAUAGAAAUGGAGAAACCAAUUAAAGUGAAGAAGUGUGGCAUCCAUCUAGCUAUUGGUCCAUAUGAAGAGUGUUCUGAGUCAGAUGAUCAAGUGAUGAUCCAAUACAACUAUUCUUCAGAAGACGAUGUUUUUGAUAUGGAUGGAAAUGUAUCAAUGGUAGAUCACAGAGGGGUGAAGAGAAGCCGUGAUGAGAUAGGUCCGAGUAGCUCCUGGUCUGAUGAAGAGCAAGAUCCUAAAUGGCUGACUGAUGAGGGAGAGAGAAAGGGAGAGGGAGGCUACAGUAGUUAUUUUAAGCUCUUCCCUAAAGGAUUCUUGAAGAAACUAUAUGGUGAAGGAUCAAGUUAAAAGAAAAUUUGAAACUAGUCCUACAAUCAUAUAAUCUCCAAUCUUGACUAAGAGUUUAUCUGUUUAGUGAGACAAAAUAGAUAGUGAAGCAUUGGUUGUAAGUAAACUUAUUUUUGUUAUACGAUGGACCUCAUAUUUUUAUUCCAAUGACUUUCCUCUUUGUUUUUGAUUUACAUGAUUAAGCUACAAAGAAGGGGAAAAUAGAA